AGCGCCACCCGGUUAGUUCCUCAAAAUCUUUCCAUCCGCUAUUUUAUGAUGUUGGAGCUUCUCUGAGCAUCUAAAACGCAUGACAGCUCUUUAUUAAACAAACAAAUGCGCCUGAAGUGAGUGGACUUCUGUAGAUCAACGGUAAAAGCGGUCGAAAAGGCGCAAAUAUGUCGGCCAGCGCAGUUUAUGUGUUAGAUCUGAAGGGGAAGGUGCUGAUCUGCCGUAAUUACCGCGGUGAUGUGGACAUGUCCGAGAUCGAGCACUUCAUGACCCUGCUGAUGGAUAAAGAGGAGGAGGGAAUGCUGUCGCCCAUCCUGGCUCACGGGGGAGUUCGCUUCAUGUGGAUCAAACACAAUAACCUGUACCUUGUUGCAACAUCCAAAAAGAAUGCUUGCGUCUCCUUGGUUUUCUCCUUCCUCUACAAAAUUGUUCAGGUUUUCUCUGAAUACUUUAAGGAGUUGGAGGAGGAGAGCAUCAGAGAUAACUUUGUCAUAAUCUACGAGCUGCUGGAUGAACUCAUGGACUUUGGAUACCCACAAACAACUGACAGCAAGAUCCUCCAGGAAUACAUCACGCAGGAAGGUCACAAGCUGGACACGGGCGCUCCUCGGCCCCCUGCUACGGUCACCAAUGCCGUCUCCUGGAGGUCAGAGGGCAUCAAGUACAGGAAGAACGAGGUUUUCCUGGACGUCAUCGAGUCUGUCAACCUCCUGGUCAGCGCGAACGGUAACGUCCUUCGCAGCGAGAUCGUGGGCUCCAUUAAGAUGAGAGUGUUCCUCUCAGGAAUGCCAGAGCUGCGUUUGGGUCUGAAUGACAAGGUUCUGUUUGAGAACACCGGCCGUGGUAAGAGUAAGUCUGUGGAGCUGGAGGAUGUGAAGUUUCAUCAGUGUGUGCGUCUGUCUCGAUUUGAGAACGAUCGCACGAUCUCCUUCAUCCCUCCAGACGGAGAGUUUGAGCUGAUGUCCUACCGCCUCAACACACACGUGAAGCCUCUGAUCUGGAUCGAGUCUGUGAUCGAGAAGCAUUCACACAGCAGAAUCGAGUACAUGAUCAAAGCCAAGUCUCAGUUUAAGCGACGCUCGACUGCCAACAACGUGGAGAUCCACAUCCCAGUCCCGACGGACGCAGACUCGCCCAAGUUUAAGACUACGGUGGGGAGCGUUAAGUGGGUGCCUGAGAACAGCGAGAUCGUUUGGUCCAUCAAAUCUUUCCCUGGAGGGAAGGAGUACCUGAUGAGGGCUCAUUUCGGGCUGCCCAGCGUUGAGGCGGAGGACAAGGAGGGAAAACCACCAAUCAGUGUCAAGUUUGAGAUUCCAUACUUCACCACCUCUGGAAUACAGGUGCGUUACCUAAAGAUCAUUGAGAAGAGCGGCUAUCAGGCCCUGCCGUGGGUGCGAUACAUCACCCAGAACGGAGACUAUCAGCUGCGGACUCAGUAAACGUGAAGAAUUAGCCACGAGCAUCAUGGGUCUCUCAUUCUGCUGAGCUCCACACUCAUCUGCAGUAUUCAUCAUUUCAAUCAAAUACAUGUCAGGUCUUAGAUUCAUGAACAUCAAUUGAAUCUUUAAUACCGUGUUGAU
Messenger RNA from Carassius carassius (crucian carp), 1580 nucleotides. Its product is annotated as AP-1 complex subunit mu-1. Bases 168 to 1439 code for a protein of 423 amino acids. Gene Ontology annotation, molecular function: clathrin-cargo adaptor activity. Gene Ontology annotation, cellular component: clathrin adaptor complex; clathrin-coated vesicle. The transcript is spliced from 12 exons. Lineage: Eukaryota; Metazoa; Chordata; Actinopteri; Cypriniformes; Cyprinidae. The record is from RefSeq and is a predicted model, not a curated record. Gene Ontology annotation, biological process: vesicle-mediated transport; intracellular protein transport.